AUGUCAGAAAGCGUAUUAGAGAUUCAUCGGUAUGCACAAGAAGAGCUAGAACGAUUGAGUCAAGCGAUCGUAGAUCGUCAAGUUGCAAGUCCUAAAGCAAUUCGAGAACGGUUAAGAUUGGAGCAUCAAAGCUCGCACUUUAUAAAGCAAAUACGCGAUACAAGUGAAAGAUUACUAAAAAUAUAUGAAACCGGAAAUGAGUUGCGUCAACAGGAAAUAGCUCGCAUCUCUCGCGAUGAGAGUUUAGAUAAUUUCUAUAAAGAAUUGGAUGAAAUUCGUGAUUUUCAUCAUCGAUAUCCCGAUCAUGGAGUAGAAAACUUUGAGCAGUUGUAUGCGAUUAAACCUUCUGAAACUGGUACUGAUGAAAUCGAUACAUUGUUCCGUGGUGAGGAAAUGUAUGGACGAUUUAUGGAUUUGAAUGAGCUAUAUGAAGAGUUUGUCAAUUUAAAAAGUAUUGAGCCAAUUUCUUACUUGGAGUAUUUGUCCAGGCUGGAUGAUUUUAACAUAGUUCCCAAGUCUGAAAAAAACCACUCCUAUGCGACGUAUUUACGCCAUCUUUAUGAAUAUCUCUCUUCAUUUUUUCAAAGGACGCAUCCCCUCAAAGAUAUCAAUCGAAUGGUUUCCAUCUUCCAAACUGAGUUUGAUAUUACCCGGGAAGCUGGACUUCCUGGCCAGACUGUAGGAGAUGGUCAAGCUAAUGGUACUUCUUCUGGUCAAUAUUGCGAAGCAUGUGAGAGAUUCUAUCAAAAGAAAUCCGUUUACGAUGCGCAUCUCCCAUCAAAAAAGCACAAGAAGGCAGUCGAACGCUUAGAGGCUCAAAAGUCUUCCAAUCCCCAAAAUACCACUGUUUCUUUGGCUUCUGGCUCAAUAUCUGGUCGCCCGCAAGAAAUACCUGCUUUGGAAUUUAUAAUUAAAAAGUUACUUGGUGUUUUGGAAGAAGAACGUCAGGCUACUCGAGAAAAUGUGGUUCGUCGUCAAACAUUGACAGCUUCUGAGCGACUCGCUGAGAUCCGAGCAGCAGAACAAGAAGCUAUUGAGGCUUCAGUCAUUGAAUCGAAAUCUCAAAAUAAUGAAGACGAGCAGGGUAGUGAUGAAGAAGGUGAAGAAAAAAUUUACAAUCCAUUAAAGUUACCCAUUGGUUGGGAUGGAAAACCAAUUCCUUUUUGGUUAUGGAAGUUGCACGGACUUGGAAAAGAGUUCCCUUGUGAAGUUUGCGGCAAUUUUGUUUACAUGGGUCGUAAGGCUUUUGAUAAGCAUUUUACGGAACAGCGACAUAUAUACGGCCUUAAAUGCUUGGGAAUCUCUCCUUCUCCCUUAUUUAAUCAAAUUGUCUCUAUUGAUGAAGCUUUGCAAUUAUGGCAAAAAGUCAAGGCAGAAAACCGCAAACAGGAGACAUCCAUGGCUAAUUUGAACGAGAUGGAAGAUGAUGAAGGUAAUGUCAUGUCUGAGAAAGUUUAUAACGAUUUAAGAGCCCAGGGCUUGUUAUAAACUUCAAGGCUCGACUACUCCUUUUAUCUACCUAUAGAAUGGUCGAAACAUGUGUAUAAUAAUAUCUAUAUCUUAUUCACCUUUUUUUUGUUGAUUUCUCUAGAAUAGUAACUUUUAUUCGAGAAUUUUUUUGUUUACGGCUUCAUGGAUAAUGCUUAGCAAGAUGAAACGUCGAAUCUUAGGAAUUCAAACCGUUCAACCUUUUAAAUAACUAAUCUAAGGAAUUUUCUUUUCGUGAUUCCAACUUUCCCACCCAACCCUUCUGUUUCUGAAUACG
Molecule: messenger RNA, 1765 nt
Organism: Schizosaccharomyces cryophilus OY26
Lineage: Eukaryota; Fungi; Ascomycota; Schizosaccharomycetes; Schizosaccharomycetales; Schizosaccharomycetaceae
Product: U2 snRNP-associated protein sap61
Exons: 3
Coding region: 1-1488 (495 amino acids)
Biological process (GO): mRNA splicing, via spliceosome
Cellular component (GO): nucleus; spliceosomal complex
Molecular function (GO): zinc ion binding; RNA binding
Source: RefSeq, a predicted model, not a curated record